AUUUAGUUAUCAUUUAACCAUUGAUUGAAAAAAUAUCUUAAGAUAUCAAACAAACAAACAAAAAAUGUUACCAAUUGUGGUGAUCGGCGGCGGCAUCAGCGGCGUAUCGUGUUGUCAACAAUUGGCCGAAUCAUUACCCGAACGAACCAUUGUCCUUGUUUGUCCCGUGGAUGUCAUCAAAGUGGCCCAUUUGGUCGGUCGAUUAGGUCGUACUAUGGAUCAGCUGGAUGUUAGUCAAGAAAGUGUCGACUAUCUGACCAAACAGUAUCCUAAUGUUAGCUUUUGUAGGGAUCAAGUGAUCGGAUUGAAUGCACAAAGACAUGAGUUGACACUGAAGAAGAUGACGGCGACGGCGGGAAAGACACUGAUAUACGACAAACUGUGCAUCUGUUUGGGCGCCAAACCCAAGAUGAUUGACAUCCGAUUCAAUAGCAGCUGUAGCUGUGAUGAUGAUGACGACCUACAACUGAUCAACGAUCACAUCGUUGUUAUCAGAGAUACGCAAACUGUCCGCGAAUUUACUGAUAAACUGAAGAAUGCCAACCGAGUAGUGAUUGUCGGCAACGGCGGUAUUGCCAGCGAACUGGUCCAUCAUAUUAGACAUUGUCAGCUAAUCUGGUGUAUCAAAGACCAGCACAUGAGUGCACCGUAUUUGGAUCCGUUGGCAUCUGAAUUCUUUGCCCGACAAUUGAAUGAUAUUACUGUUAGUAGUAGUAGUAGUAAUAAUAGUAAUAAUAACUCUGGAGAUGAUGUCACGGACAGUCACGAAAAAUUACCGCAAAAUAUGACCGCAAAACAACAACAAACUGAUCAGACAUUAUUUGGCACAGGUUUAGGACCCGACAGUUGGCAACAAUUGAGUCGACUAAAGGGUGCCGAUCAUCGACAGCGAAAGUCUGUACGCAUUGAAACCAAAUGUGAGGUCCAAUCCAUUGCCAAUACUGUUGAUGAUCGGCAAAAAUCACGGAUUGUAAAGAUCGACGAUUCAGACGACACCACCGCCCAAGAGUGGCCUAUUUAUGUUGAACUGACAAACGGCCGAAUAUUUGGCUGCAAUCUAGUUGUCAGCGCUAUCGGAGUGGUUCCCAAUACCGAUGCUAUACUACUGGGCAAUAACUUUGCCAUAGGAGCCGAAGGCGGACUAAUUGUAAACAACCAGAUGUUAACCUCCGAACCGGAUGUCUAUGCAGCCGGCGAUUGCUGUUCAGUUGCGUGGCAUCCGGCCAAUGAUCGAUGGUUUCAGAUGCGGCUGUGGUCACAGGCCCGACAAAUGGGCUGCUAUUCGGCUCUAUGUAUAGCCGCCGAUAUCCAUAGUACCAGUGCUGAGAUAUAUUUCAAUUUUGAAUUGUUUUCGCAUUUGACUUAUUUGUUUGACCGAAAAGUGGUACUAUUGGGUCAGUAUAACUGGCAGAAUGUUUGCGAUCAUAGCCAGUGUAAAACAUUGGUCAAAGUUACCGAAGAUAACAAACAAUUGAUUAAAGUUGUACUCAAUAGCGAUCAUCGGAUGAUCGGUGCUAUACUUGUUGGCGAUACAGAACUUGAGGAAACAUUUGAAAAUCUAAUACUAAAUCAAUUGGAUUUAAGCUGUUUUGGCGACCAAUUACUAGAUAUUAAUGUAGACAUCGAUGACUAUUUUGAUUGA
Messenger RNA from Oppia nitens, 1642 nucleotides. It is a transcript of the gene Pyroxd1, whose product is annotated as pyridine nucleotide-disulfide oxidoreductase domain-containing protein 1-like. Bases 65 to 1642 code for a protein of 525 amino acids. NCBI's taxonomy places the organism in Eukaryota, Metazoa, Arthropoda, Arachnida, Sarcoptiformes, Oppiidae. The record is from RefSeq and is a predicted model, not a curated record. The transcript is spliced from 3 exons. Gene Ontology annotation, molecular function: oxidoreductase activity.